GCGCGGAUCUUGUCGGUACAAUGUGAAUUCAGAAUCGACGUUUGCAGUCAGAGUCACCAGUGGUGCAUUGACAGCAGCGAAGAUGACCAGAGGCGCGAUACGGCCAUGUGAUCUGCCGAAGAUGGCGCUUUCUUUGAUUAAGGGGUGCCUCGUCUCAUCCGGUGCAGCUUCGUUGGAUAGGCGUCGCUGCUAUAAAGUCCCAGUCUCAAGCAAUAAUCGCCGCCAAUCAUCUGCUCCUAUCAUUUGCUCGCACAACCAACACUCCAAUAUGAGCACCGGCGACCCAUCGCCAGCCAGCGUCACUCCACUUCUAAGCGAUCUGCUCCGACAGUGCAACGUGACAAAAGGGUACCGAGUGGUCAACUCCAAACGAGCCCACCGCCUGCAAGAAAAGAUCUUGCAGCUCAUCCACAUCGACCGCAGCGAGAGUGGACCGAACUUUACCCACGGAUCUUAUUUGCGCAAAUGUCAAGCUGGCCAAAGUCAAGUGCCAGAGUACGUCCGGGUGGAGCGCAUCAAGCGGAAAGGUGAUAGGAGUAUGCGCAUCUAUGGUCCAAUCCUGAUCGGGGUGGAGUCGACACCUUUGUACCCUUUAGGUCCAGCAGACGCUUUGUUUGUCACACCACGAACAUUCAGUGGAAGCAUGGACGACUUUGAUGCCGUCGUGCAGGGUAUCAGCUGCAGCCACGAAUUUGACGAAACAACGACCUGCUUCACUAGACCCGAGGCAAAGCCUGCAUCAGUGGAACAAGCAUUCCAUCUGCACGACUUUGUGUACCUUCGAGCAUCCGGUAGAGACUGUGACCCGAGCCGUGCAGACCUGCUGCGCGUAGCGCAGAUCACCGAGUUACAGAGUGCUCAGCCGUCCAAAGUCUUGUUGCUUGACCCACACGAGGACAAAAGUAGACCAUACUUGCGUGCACAGGGCAAGUCGAUGCGCAUCAACUACAACCGUAUCCGAGGUCGUUGCUGGGUACAGACGGUGCCUUUAGUCGCCCAAGCGGACGAUGAGAUGAGCCAGCAUUUCGAUAAAGACACCUUCUACGUCAUCGGUCAGACUCUACCCGUGUGCAAAGAGUGCGCAUCUUCACAUGAAAGGCGGCACAACGUGAGGAGAAAGUUGGCACAAAAGCCACUAGCUGUGCUCGACUUGUUCUCUGGUGCAGGCGGCUUGGGCUUGGGAUUUGCGCAAUCCGAGAUCGCCGAGUGUCGCUGGGCGAUAGAGCAGGACAUUUGCGCUGCAAAGACAUUCUCGGCCACACAUCCUGGGGCGCAGGUGUACGCUGGCGACGCCAAUGAUGCGUUGAUCGCCGUAAUUGCCAAGCAGUUUCACGGUGUUCUUCCUCGACCUGGAGAGGUGGACGUCAUUCUUACCGGCCCACCGUGUCAGGGCUUCACACUGGCAAACUGCAACCACUCAGACGAAGAUCCGCGUAACUUGCUGGUUCCGGUGGCAUUAUCAUAUAUCGAUAUCUACAGACCUAGAUGGGCCAUCAUCGAAAAUGUGACUGGCCUGGUUGACAAGAACAACGGCACCGUCGGAGACGUCAAGCAAGGAAUGCCACGUCUGAUCAUGUCAGCACUGGUGACUUUGGGUUACAGCGUGCGUCUGGCGACCAUCUCAGCAGCGUCGAUGGGUGUGCCCCAGUCCAGAACGCGUGUGGUGGUCGUUGCCGCCAAGGCAGGCGAAGUGCUGCCCGAUUUGCCUCUUCCCAGUCACACUGUUCCAGGAAGUCAGUCUACGCGAGAAUGGUCCAUCCUAUCCGGCUUGGACGACACCGUUGAAUUCAAAGUAGCUUCUAGGCGCAGAGAUGACGGACAAGCGCCCAGACGAUGGGUGUCGGCCUGGGAAGCCGUCGGAGACCUCGAGCGUUUCGACUGGGAAAACCCACACAUCAUUUACCCAGCAGAUAAGGACGACCCCGAAGACUCGUACCGCCAGCGUCGCCUUUUGAAGGUGCCAUCAUUUGCCUGCAACCUUGUCCCAGGCUCGCGCACCUUGGGCAUCGGGCCAGUCAAGUCAAAGUAUCACUCGAGACCAAAGUCGGAGCAUCAGUUGCUAGCAAGGUCUUGGAGGAGGAAAAAGAGCGACGCGGGCGAAGAGCAAGUCUCUCAGCAUCGGACAGUAGCUCCGACGCUAGGAGAUGCAGAGAGGGUGGCAAACGUGGAUCUGAAGCCUGGGGCCAACCACCUGAGUUGGCGUCCAUUUAGACCACGGUUGACGCCGCACUACCUGCGCUUCUCAUCCGAGGCUUUCGGCAACAACAAUUGCUACCCUUCAGCUUACCAGCGUUCCGACCCCGAGGAGAUCUUCAGCACGACGCUCACCGAAAUUUCACCUUCCUCUUUGCACGGCACCGUACUUCACUGGAACCAGUACAGGACGCUGAGCAUUCGAGAGGCCGCCAGAUCUCAAGGUUUCCCAGAUUGGUUACACUUCGAGACUGGCGGCGACUUUGCCAACGCUGCGAAACAAAUUGGCAAUGCCGUGCCGAUCCCCUUGGCUAGUGCGCUUGGCGUGGCUUUGCGAGAGGCAAUAAUCGACCGGACUGUGCGGCACCGUCCCACGGAGCAGAAAGCACCUGCGAUAAUUCCCGCCGCGCCACCCGACUCUCAACCACGAGACAACAUCCACCACCAUGGAGCCGCCCCGAGUGCCGCAAUUGCUGGCGGCAGAGGGAACGGGGUACCCGCUGCAUGCUUCCAAGUGGCAAAAAUUCCCCCAUUCAAGCAGAAACGCACGGCACAAUGAGGGUUUUAAUUUCACGAUUGUGAUUGGGAUUGGAGAAUGUUGUUCUUCUCUGCAAAUCCAGCGCUCGCAAUGGCUCUGACAUUUCUGCGAACGGUUUCGAAGAUGCUGCGUAGAUGUCGUCGAAGCGCAAAGGGC
Ceraceosorus guamensis is the source of this 2887-nucleotide messenger RNA. Its product is annotated as S-adenosyl-L-methionine-dependent methyltransferase. Gene Ontology annotation, molecular function: methyltransferase activity. Bases 83 to 2752 code for a protein of 889 amino acids. The transcript has 9 exons. Gene Ontology annotation, cellular component: nucleus. NCBI's taxonomy places the organism in Eukaryota, Fungi, Basidiomycota, Exobasidiomycetes, Ceraceosorales, Ceraceosoraceae. The record is from RefSeq and is a predicted model, not a curated record.